Psammomys obesus (fat sand rat) is the source of this 4187-nucleotide messenger RNA. RefSeq names its product Scm polycomb group protein like 4 (gene Scml4). The coding region runs from base 169 to 1413 and encodes 414 amino acids. Gene Ontology annotation, molecular function: protein binding. The record is from RefSeq and is a predicted model, not a curated record. Lineage: Eukaryota; Metazoa; Chordata; Mammalia; Rodentia; Muridae. The transcript is spliced from 8 exons.
CAAUACCCAGGGUGCUCGUGCAGGAAGUCACCUGUCCUCCGAGGCAACACUCCCGACCUGAUUGAUCAACACCCUGACCAGGGCUCUGUGACCAGGCUGUAGUUCCCAGGACUUCCCUUGGCUGCGUGCAGUUUGCCUCUUCAUUCAGUAAGACUGGCCCCAGCAGAGAUGCAGACCCAGAGGGUCCCGGGGAGGAAGCGUGGCCGGCCUCCGCUGCACUCCACGCCGGCGCAGAUGGCAGUCCAUAACCUCUAUUCUGCGUCUGCGGGCUCUGUACCGGCAGUGACAAUUCCAAAGAAGAGAGGGCGGAAACCCAGGUACAAGAUCAAGUCUCCAGUGCUCAUGACUCCCUUGGCCCUGUCACCUCCACGGAGCACCCCGGAACCUGACCUCAGCUCCAUUCCUCAGGAUGCGGCCACCAUCCCCAGCCUGGCGGUCCCACAGGCUCUCACAGUGUGCCUCUACGUUAACAGGCAGGCUGACGCAGGGCCGUACCUGGAGAGGAGGAAGCUGCAGCAGCUUCCGGAGCGCCUGGGGCCUGAGCGGCCUGCCGCUGUCCUGCAGCAGGCGGUGCAGGCAUGCAUCGACUGUGCGCACCAGCCCAGGCUGGUCUUCUCCCUUGUCAAGCAGGGCUACCGCGGCGAGCUGGUGUCAGUCUCCGCUUCCUUUGAUGGAAAGCAGCACCUGAGGAGUCUGCCUGUGGUGAACAGCGUGGGCUAUGUCCUCCGCUUCCUGACCAAACUGUGCCGCAGCCUCCUGUGUGACAACCUCUUCAGCCACCUGCCCUUCCCCGGGAGUGUCAGUGCCUCUGAGAAGGCCCAGGAGAGAGAGGAUGGGAGGACCGAAUCGGCCAGGGCAGCCACUGCUGAAGAGUGCCUGGUAAACCCUGUGGGCAUGAACCGCUACAGCACGGACGCCUCCUCCGCUGCCCUUAGCCACAGGGGCUCCCUGACCCACUCCUCCUCACUGUACUUCAAGAGGCUGAGCUCUGGAGACGGCCACCUUGGGGGAGGCCCGACCAGUACCACCAGCGGGUCCCGUGCCAACCUUGUGCCCUCUGGAGGUUCAUCGACGCCUGGACUGAGGCUCCCAGCUUCAAGCCCCAAGAGGAAUGGGACAUCUACGGAAGGAAACAGACGCGCCUCAAGCCCCUCUCCAGAGGUGCAGGAUACCAGGAGGCCGAGCAACAGAAACCCUGCUACCUGGACUGUGGAGGAUGUGGUCCGGUUUGUGAAAGAUGCUGAUCCUCAGGCCCUGGGGCCUCACGUGGAGCUCUUCAGAAAGCACGAGAUCGAUGGCAAUGCUUUGCUGUUGCUGAGGAGCGACAUGAUCAUGAAGUACCUGGGACUGAAGCUGGGGCCGGCGCUGAAACUCUGCUACCACAUCGAGAAGCUGAAGCAAGCUAAAUUCUAAAGGAGCGAAACCCAAGAUCUCAAGGUUACCUCCUGCCUGCCCAGCAGCCGGCCCACGUCAACAGCAGAGCAUCCUCUUAAACCUCGCAGCCACAAAGACCUUGUCCUUUUAUAAACUAUGUACAUCCUUGCCUUUUCUAACAUUCCAAACGGCCCCUUUCAAAGGCUGAACUGUGUCACAGAUUUGUCUGAAAAAGAAAAAAAAAAUCACAAAAAGCCGGUUACAUUUAAUGUUCCUCACAUGUUCACUCUUUAUGGGUGGUGUUUGUGUUGUGACAGAAUGGGUAACUGAAUGCUGUGCCCCACGGAGAACUCUGGAGGGGGCUCUCAAAACCACAAGGAAGACCCUGCCCCUGCAGGUGCUGUGGGGAUGCCCAUGGCAGCCUCUCCCUGUUCUGGGGACCAGUCAGCAUGGGCCUCACUGGGCUGAGCUCUGGGAGUCGUCUCCUGCUGACUUCCUUGCCUUGCACUAUCUGGAAAACUUGAAGUAAUUGUUUGCUCUGGAAAAGAAAGGGGAAAGGACGGUUCCUAGUCCUAGCUUCUGAAGUCCUUCAUCGCUCCACCAGAGGGCAGACUGCUAAAGAGAAUUCAGGAUGCCUUGACUGCAUGGCUGGGUUAGGGUUUUUAUAAGCAAGAUCUAGGCUGCACAGGGAUGGGGGAUUCAGUCAGCACCCCAGAUUGCCACUUGGGAAGAAAGCGUGAUCUGUAGGGGUCCACCUCAUAUCCAUUACUGACUGACUAGGUAAGAAUUCAGAAGCAACCGUCUGUCUAAACGAAGAUUCCCUUUGUCCCUUCCCUUCUAGAGUCUUACUGAGGCUCUGAUAAUGCUGGCACACUGAAGAACCUUAGUAACAUUUAGUUAUAGUUACUUCUUGAAAAAAAAAAGGGGGGGGGGAGGAAGGAAGGAAGGAAAUUGUCUCAACAAAGUUUGAAAACGGGAACUGCUAAUUUCUAGUUACAUGGCUGCAUUCUGUAGCUGUGUCUGUGGCUAAUUCUCCCAGUCUUCAACAAGUAUGCAGACGUGUUUUUAUUGGGUUUAAUUCAAUUUACAAAUAGGUUUUCACUCUUCACUGUGAAUUAAUAGGAAAAAAUUGAUUUUCUACCCUUUGUAGCUGUGUCCAGAGUAGGGGGGACGGAGCCAAGGUUUACUAGGCAGAAGGGUGAUCUCUUUGCUGCUAUUCUUUGUCAAAUCUCUUCUUAUCCUCCCUCUCCACCUGCUCUUUGUCUAUUCCCACUGAGUAGAGAACUCACGCAGCACAGCCUUUUCCUUAAAGGUGCACCUGGGGAGCGUGAGGGUCAAGGGUAACCCGGAGUCUCCUGUGCCAUGGUGUGGAUUUAAAAAGGCAUCUUUCCUCUGCCUGAGCAAGGUCUCAGCUGGCAAGUGAAGAUGGAGGGGUUUUGGACCCCUCUCAGCCAGACAUCCUAAUCCUGAACAAGAUGGAUGUAGCCUCUGGAAUGGAUCUACCUACUAUACGGAUUAAUUAGAAUUUAGGUGAGGACCACAGGAAGCAUUCCAUGCUGAGAUACGGGGCCCACUUUUAUGUCCCCUAUUUGAGGAAGUGUGACAGGACACUGAGAGAUUGUCCACAGUGGGUGGACUUGCAGUGUGGACAGAGAAGGAGAAAAAAAAUGUCCCAAAGCUUCCCACUGAAUGGAACUUGAUCAGCUUGCAGAAGAGCUGGAUGUCUGUUUAUUUUUAGCAUGAGACAAAAAUGACCUUGAACUCGACCUUGGAGGGAAUCUUUAAGAUGUUAAGGCAAUGAACAGACUCUGCCAUGCAGAAGAUUGUCAGUGUUGAGCAUUCCUCGCUGCUGCUCUGAAGUUCGAUCCUGUCUCAAAACGUGUCAGACAUUUCACACGUACGGAAUUGUUGAAGUGAAAGCAAUGAGAUCUGGGAAAAUCGCUUCACUGAAGUGUUUGCCCUGUCCCUGUAGACGCACGGUGCCUCCUCCAGGGACACAGUGACUCUUUAGUGAUUGGCAAUGUUAAGCUUUCCAAAUGUCCUGCGUAACCUUUCCAGUGCCUCACUAGUGCCCCAAGUUAAAAUAAGCCCAAACGAGUCAGGAGAGGCCUCAAGUCAUUGUUGAAGGCGAGCUAGGACCUGGUUCAAGUCUAUAGGGGAACUGGGACUAUAUCCCCCAUACAGAGACUCAGUCAGGUGCUGUCUUAUUUCACACGAAGCCUUAAGUUUGUUGGAUUGCAGGACCCCAGACUUUUAAGGUUUGGCAAAACAAAACACCAAGAAGCAAUUUCAUCAUUCUUGGAAUGAAGACUGCCGCACCACGGAAGGAGCAAUGGAAACUAAUUCUUCUUCCUUGCCUGUUUCUGCGUGGAAUGUAAUUAACUGACCAAAUCAUUGUAGCAAUACUGCAAUUAUAAUUAAUUUUCAUCCCUCUCAAAAAUCUUGUCAAACAGGGCAGUUAAAUUGCUUCUCAAAUGUAAAACACGCCAGGCCAUUUCCUCUAAACAGACCUUAAAGAGUCAGGCCAUUGGGGUUACUCUGGCCCAAAUGAGAAGGACUUGAACUCACACUUGACAGCUAACAUGCGUGCUAUUCCAUCUGCAUAGCUUUGCUUCAGGUUGCAGUGAAUAAUGACCAAAAUUUGCAUAAUUCCAAAUGAAAGAGUGUGUGCGCUCAUGUUACAAACAUUUCCAAUUACAUUUGUCUCUUGGACAAAAAUCAAGAGACAGUUCUGUUGCCUCGAGCAUUUUGAACGUUUUGUGAAACACAUUAUUCCCUUUGUGAAGAUUUUAGAUUAAAAGAUGUGGCCCGGG